AAAAGAGCUACCUUUUUCCUGCUUCCCGAGCACUGGAGAGCCUCCCGGAAGCAAAAGGGCCUCCUCGGAUGGGUCCUGCUCCCGCCGGCGAAAGAUCGCAGAGCAAGAGGAUUAAAUCAGGAGGGACCACCGCAAUCCAAUCCCUCGACCAUGAUAUCCUCUGCAUGAUCUUCGCGUUUCUCGACUUCUUCGACCUCAUUCGAUGUUCCGUCGUUUGCAAAUUCUGGAAUACAAUUAUCAGUAAAUCCAAAUUACUGCAAAUAUUCUACUCCAAGCAGCAGCGGAAUUCCAUGGAUUUUACCAAUAACACUACGUACUCAGAGAGAUCACUAAAGAUGUAUUUAGAGAAACUGGCUAUGGAGCAUCACAGAUUGUCCUUACUAGAAGGUAUGAUUGACGUUGAUCAUUGGAAGGGUCAUUCAGUUGGGGUUGAUCAGUGCCGAAUGAAGAUGGGCUUGAUUCUUACUGGUGUAGGUGACAAGGUGAUGCGUCUCUGGUCAUUAGAAAGCUACAAAUGUGUGGAAGAAUAUUCGGCUCCGGACACAAUUCCUCUGGUUGACUUUGAUUUUGACGAGAGCAAGAUUGUUGGUUUGGUUGGUACUCGUAUGUGCAUAUGGAGCCGGAAUGGGAAAAGAAGUAUAUUUCCCUCAAGUCAAGGCACCUUUGUGAAGGGUUUAUGCAUGCGCUACUAUGAUCCUGAGGCAGUGGUUGGAUGCGAGGAUGGAACAGCCCGUGUAUUUGACAUCUACAGUAGGAAGUGUUCUCGAAUAAUUAGGAUGCAUGCUGGACCUGUAAAAUGCUUAUGUUUGAGCGAUGAUCACUUGAUACUUAGUGGUUCCUCUCUCGGAAGCAUCACAGUCUCAGGGAUCUCAUCUGAUCAGAGGGUAGCAACGCUAAGAUCGACAGACUCAACAGGCAUAAGGAGUUUGUGUUACAAUGCUUCCUCGCAUCUAGUGUUUGCCGGAUCCACAGCUGGAUAUGCUUCUUGUUGGGACCUUAGGACAAUGAGAUCUCUAUGGGAGACACGAGUGAGUCCAAAUGUUGUAUAUUCUUUGCAACACCUACGAAAUGACACAUCAACUUUAGUUGUUGGUGGAAUAGAUGGUGUGCUACGCAUUUUAGAUCAGAACACAGGUCAAGUUCUUUCAAGCUGCGUUAUGGAAGGUAAUAUGCUAUCAACCUCCCAAAACACCCUUGGAGCCAUUGGAAGGAAGAAAGGAAGGAGGCUUUCAGAAGAUACUAGCAUCGACAGCAUUCCUAAAAGUGAUCGGCCUCCCAUCACAUGCUUGGCUGUUGGGAUGAACAAGGUUGUCACCACACAUAAUAGUAGGUACAUCAGAUUGUGGAAAUUCAAGAAAUGAGUGAACAAUGCUGAUUUUCCAUUUAAGAGGGCAUCGAUCAGGAGAUAUCCAUAUGCUCAUAAGCACCAGUCCAAAAGAGAGAAAAAAAAGUAGGUGUCAUGUGCGUAUGAGGAGCUGAGCCGAAUUUGCAGUUCAAGAUGGAUAGAGAGAAGCCAAUAUUCAAUGCUCCACUUGGUCACAAGCUCAAGCUAUGCCCACAAAAAUGCUCUUAUGGAAUCUUGAAUUAUUUAGCUUGUUCUUGUUCUUGUUCUUUCAAUAUUGGAUCUCAUGCCAUACAAAAUGACCUUUACCUUCAUCUCAUGCCUAGAUAUAUGUAUUUCUUUCGUGAGCAAUCCAGGACAAGUUAGUUCCAAAUGUACAAGUUUGUGAUCCCAUGAACCAAAAAAAAAAACUGAAUUUUUCACAUUUUUUUUUUAUAAAAUCCUCUCAAGUAUGGUACGUUUUAA
Juglans regia (Persian walnut) is the source of this 1807-nucleotide messenger RNA. Its product is annotated as F-box/WD-40 repeat-containing protein At3g52030. Gene Ontology annotation, molecular function: protein binding. The coding region runs from base 69 to 1361 and encodes 430 amino acids. The record is from RefSeq and is a predicted model, not a curated record. The transcript has 10 exons. NCBI's taxonomy places the organism in Eukaryota, Viridiplantae, Streptophyta, Magnoliopsida, Fagales, Juglandaceae.